UUCGUUAAAAUAAUUAAGUGGGUGACUGUAGAUGGAAACUUGUGCCCACCGCCGAAACCCUGUGUCUGUGUGCGGACUUUAAGAACAGAACAAGAGUGAAUUCCCAAAUUAAAAGACCACCUUAAUGAGUCUUAGAUAAGCCAAGGGCAAUCUUAAUAUUGUCUCCGGAAACGAGUCUUCGAUUUUGACUUCAUCGAUUCUCAUACAAAAACAACGACCACCGAUUUCCCCGCGUUCUUGGCUAACCCGCGCCGUGAGCGGACGAUUUUGUCCUACGCACCCGGAGAUGAUGAUGACGGACGAGGAGAUCCUGAAGAUGCUGGAGGGCCCCACGGUCGACGCCACGCGUCACCAGCACGAGGCCCUCCGGUCCAUCCUCGAACUCCAGGGAGCCGUAAGCUAUCUCCGGCCCCACCUCCAACCCUACAAUGCGCCGGUCGACGCUGCCACCUUCAGUCGCGCCGUGCCGUUGUCUUCCUACGAUGACUACGUUGACCACAUCAAUUCCAUGGCUAACGGUCUCGUAGACCAUGAUCAGCCUCUCCUGUCCGUUGAUCCUCUGGUCUGUUUCUUCUACAGCUCAGGGACAAGUACCAUGAAGCCUAAACUGAUCCCUUACUUUGAUUCAAAGCUCUCAAAAGCUGCCUCAUUCAUAGCUCAUAAGGCCGGCGGCGCCAUACUUCGAAGGUUAUUUCCUCCUAGGACCUCAGUGGAUAAGAUCCUAUGGUUUCUUUAUGCUGAUAAUAUUACGACCACCAAAGGUGGUUUUAAGGUUAUGGCUGCUUCUUCAUAUCCUUUGCAGAACAGUAGCUCGAAUUGGUCUCAGUUUCAAUCUUGUUCUAGUCCCCGGGAAGUCAUUCUUGGAUCAAAUGUGGAGCACCAGAUGUACUGCCACCUUCUUUGUGGCCUUAGGAACUGUGAGUUUAUUGAUGCUAUUCGAGUCCCGUAUGCAAUAGGCUUGAUAAAAGUGUUUGGUCUUUUAGAGUCCAAGUGGGAGCAGCUAUGCGACGAUCUCAAACGCGGGGUUCCGAGUUCGGAUAUUUCCGAUGUUGUAAUGAGAGAUUCUGUUACCGAAGUUCUUGGUGGGCCUCAACCGGAACUGUCGAGCAGAAUCCGGUCAAUCUGUGAGGAGAAGAAUUGGGGUGGAAUAGUGUGUAAAUUGUGGCCUAAUGUGCGGUACAUUAGGUGUGUUAUCACAGGGAGCAUGAAGCAGUAUUAUCCAAAGCUUAAGCUGUAUGCGGGGGAAGUACCUUUGUUAGGUGGAGACUACUUUGCUUCCGAGUGCUGUGUGGGUAUAAACUUGGAUAUUAUGCAGCCUCCGGAGACGACUCGAUUCGUUUUGCUUCCAACGGCAGCAUACUUUGAGUUUCUUCCAUUUGGUUUGGAUGAGACAAAUGUUGUUGGUGAAGAAACAGUUGACAUUUCUGGUGUAGAGGUAGGGAAGAUGUAUGAAGUGGUUGUGACUACUUAUAGAGGAUUUUAUCGAUACCGUUUAGGCGAUAUUGUGAGAGUUGUUGGCUUCUAUAAUUCAUCUCCACAAGUGGAGUUUGUGAUGAGAGCUCCUAAAAAUCCUUCUGAAAUAGUUACUGAGAAAGAUUUGAUGUCUGCCAUGGAAAGUUUUCAAAGGGUGUUAAGGAAUGACAUGGGAGCAGAGAUUACAGAGUUUGCAAGUUUCUUGGACUUGACAUUGACCCCAAAGGAGUUGAAGGUUUAUAUAGAAGUUAGAGAGGGAUGUAUGUUUCUUCAGGAGGACUCAGUUGUAACUCUCAAGAGGUGUGGUUCCUCCAUGGAAGAUAGCUUGGGAGGCAUUUACAUGGUGCAGAGGAAAAGAGGCGAAAUAAGGCCUUUGGCAGUGUCCAUUGUAAAGCCUGGCAGCUUUGAUGGGUUAUCACGGUUAGCAAUUGAGAAUGGAACGCCGGCAAGUCAAUAUAAGCCGCCCAAGAUUAUAAGAAAUCGCCAAAUUGUUGAAUUCAUUGAAAGAUGUAUUCUUGUCACUGUUUCUUUGGAUGGUUAAGAAGGAGAAGACCCAAUGUUUUUCC
Molecule: messenger RNA, 2039 nt
Organism: Alnus glutinosa
Lineage: Eukaryota; Viridiplantae; Streptophyta; Magnoliopsida; Fagales; Betulaceae
Product: probable indole-3-acetic acid-amido synthetase GH3.6
Exons: 3
Coding region: 287-2014 (575 amino acids)
Cellular component (GO): cytoplasm
Molecular function (GO): acid-amino acid ligase activity
Source: RefSeq, a predicted model, not a curated record